GGUCAAAAUAUGCAAACCGCUCGUCGAUGCAAUUGGAAACUUGGAAGCACGACAGACGAUGUUAGCAGACUGCAUGCUUGAAGUUAUUCGCUGUGCUCGCGAGUUGAUGUUCCGAGUCCCAUUCGCUGAAGGACAUGACCAUCUUGGCUUUUGGUUGCAUGCCAAAUCAGUCUUCAACGAGGAGUUUCAUCGGAUGAACACUGAUACUCACAAUCUUGCCCUUUUCCUCCACCCACUGUGUCGCCGCAUUGCUGUAGGCCAAGCAGGAAAGGGUCGGACAUUUGAUCAAAUUUGCAAGGCUGCACUGGAUAUUGCUCGUCAACUGCGUUGGCCUGAGGUACGAGCUGUACGGCUUCUUGACAACCUAAAGGAAUACUACAGUUGCAAAGGGCCAUUUGUUGGAGGUCAAUCAGAUGCAAAGGCAUGGUGGUUGUCUCUACCUAUCCUCGCCACUGAAGGCUAUCCUAUUAAGGACCUCGCUGUGCAGUUACACUCGAUCGUUCCUCACGCAGCUGAAGUUGAGAGGCUUUUCUCGAACCUUGGUGGAAUUCAAGGACGAAAAAGAAUCAAUCUUACAGUGCCAAACUUCGAGCGCGAAGGCAGAAUGCGCUCGAACUAUGAACGUCUUAUUUGGGAGCACAAUCGGAAAGCGGGAAAGCCUCUCCAUCGGAACCAUGCUCAUAUGCAUACUCGCAAUACUCCUGGCAUCAACACUGACCUUGCAAAGGACCUUGACAUCAACUUCACUUGGAUUCCACCUCUCGCAGUGACAUCUGUUGAUGAGGCUAUGCAACGUGAGGUUCCGCUGGAAGGACCUGAGGGGAUGACGGAUGAGCAGUUUGCAGCUGAGUACGAGGAGUGGGAGAGGCAACGGGCGGAAGAAGUAGCGGAUGAUAAUCGCGACGUUGAUCCAGUCUUGCUAGAUGUCGUUCCCACUGCUGGCGAAAUCUAUGACUUCACUGAGCUUGACCGCAUUGACAGGGGAAUGGCGCCGGCCUCCUUUAAUGAGGAAGUCCAAAUGCCUUCUUCUUCGACUGAGGCGGUUGUUUGGAACGUAGAUACACUCCUGCGUAUGAACGGCAUGGAGUUCUAGCUAACAUACUACUCUAUGAUACAAAUCUAUGGCACUAAUUUCUAAGUACACUUUUGCCCGGCCAUUUUUGAACCGUACAAGCUCAGAAAAAGCCAAAAAAUGAAUUGCCAUAUUUCGC
Messenger RNA from Somion occarium, 1211 nucleotides. The record is from the annotation of a GenBank genome assembly. Lineage: Eukaryota; Fungi; Basidiomycota; Agaricomycetes; Polyporales; Cerrenaceae.